This is a messenger RNA of Mytilus trossulus (common blue mussel), 909 nucleotides long. Its product is annotated as complement component receptor 1-like protein. The record is from RefSeq and is a predicted model, not a curated record. The transcript is spliced from 5 exons. Lineage: Eukaryota; Metazoa; Mollusca; Bivalvia; Mytilida; Mytilidae. Bases 1 to 909 code for a protein of 302 amino acids.
AUGGGUGCCACAAGUGUAACAGGUUCUGCUUACCCUUCCGGAGCAACAGAGAUGAUCCCUGUUAUAACUUGUACCUCACCACCUUCGAUCAUCAACGCAGUAACAGACACCACUGUUGUUAAAUCUCCAGGACAGAUGAUAACUUAUACGUGUGACUUCGGUUACGAGUUACCAGGUGGACAGACGAGUUGGACCAGAGAGUGUGGAGUCGAUGGAAAUUGGACAACGGAUAGUUACGUUUGUGUUGUUAUAACCUGUACCUCACCACCUACGAUCAUCAACGCAGAAACAGACACCACGGUUGUUAAAUCUCCAGGAGGGAUGAUAACUUAUUCGUGUGACUUUGGUUACGAGUUACCAGGUGGACAGACGAGUUGGACCAGAGAGUGUGGAGUCGAUGGAAAUUGGACAACGGAUAUUAACGUUUGUGUUGUGAAACAGUGUAUAACACCACCUGCUAUCAGUAACUCUAAUCACAACACCAUUGCUGUUAUUUAUCCCGGGGAAAAGAUAACAUACACCUGUGACACCGGCUUUUACACGUCAAAUGGACAAACAGUUUGGAUGCGAUUUUGUGAAUGGGGAGGAACAUGGGCAUUGGAUACUAAUAGUUGUUCAGUUCCUGUAGUGACAGAAGAUGCCACAACUAUGAGUGUCACAACCGCUCCGCCGGUAGGUGGAUGUUCUUGCAACAUAGCUGAAGUUCCGAAUACAAGUCCUAGCAUUCAGACAUUUUCAUCCUUCAAAGUAGAAGUAAAAACGACGAGCGCAUACCGACGCAGCCUUGUUUCAGCACCUGACGACCGGGUAUCGUCUGCUGUCAUUGGUUACAUGGGUGUAUUCAUAUUAUGUCUUGUACUAGCAGUUCCUCUACUGUUCGAUGUUUUGAACAUUUUUAGUAAGGAAUAA